This is a messenger RNA of Rhea pennata, 1506 nucleotides long. RefSeq names its product hypocretin receptor 2 (gene HCRTR2). Gene Ontology annotation, cellular component: membrane. Bases 1 to 1506 code for a protein of 501 amino acids. The record is from RefSeq and is a predicted model, not a curated record. Gene Ontology annotation, biological process: feeding behavior; circadian sleep/wake cycle process; G protein-coupled receptor signaling pathway. The transcript has 8 exons. NCBI's taxonomy places the organism in Eukaryota, Metazoa, Chordata, Aves, Rheiformes, Rheidae. Gene Ontology annotation, molecular function: orexin receptor activity.
AUGUGCGGCUCCAGCCCGGAGGACGACCCCCCGCCCUGCAGGAACUGGUCAUCCUCCCCCGGGCUCAACGACACGCGGGAGGCUCUUCUAGCCCCCUCCACCGACUACGACGACGAGGAGUUCCUGCGGUACCUCUGGAAGGAGUAUCUGCACCCCAAGGAGUACGAAUGGGCGCUGAUCGCCGGCUACAUCGUCGUGUUCAUCGUGGCGCUCGUCGGGAACGUCCUGGUUUGCAUUGCAGUGUGGAAGAAUCAUCACAUGCGGACAGUUACCAACUAUUUCAUAGUAAAUCUCUCUCUGGCUGACAUUCUGGUCACAAUUACUUGUCUUCCAGCGACUUUAGUAGUGGACAUCACAGAAACUUGGUUCUUUGGGCAGCCUCUCUGCAAAGUGAUUCCCUACUUACAGACAGUUUCAGUCUCUGUGUCUGUACUAACACUGAGCUGCAUUGCUUUGGAUCGAUGGUAUGCAAUUUGUCACCCUUUGAUGUUCAAAAGCACAGCCAAGCGGGCAAGGAAUAGCAUUAUAAUUAUCUGGAUUGUGUCCUGCAUUAUAAUGAUUCCUCAGGCUAUUGUUAUGGAGUGCAGCAGUGUGUUCCCAGGACUAGCCAAUAAAACCACCUUAUUCACAGUGUGUGAUGAGCACUGGGGAGCUGAGGUUUACCCCAAGAUGUAUCACACAUGUUUUUUUCUGGUGACAUACAUGGCACCACUGUGUCUUAUGGUGUUGGCCUAUUUGCAAAUAUUUCGAAAGCUGUGGUGUCGCCAGAUCCCAGGAACUUCUUCUGUUGUUCAGAAAAAAUGGAAACCUCUGCAGUCCUCAGCACUGCCCCGUGGGAUGGGACAAUCAACAAAGUCAAAAAUUAGUGCUGUAGCAGCUGAAAUAAAACAGAUUCGUGCAAGAAGGAAAACAGCACGUAUGCUAAUGGUUGUCCUCUUGGUGUUUGCACUUUGCUAUUUACCAAUUAGCAUCCUCAAUGUCUUAAAAAGGGUUUUUGGGAUGUUUAAUCAUGCUGAUGACAGAGAAACUGUAUAUGCCUGGUUCACAUUCUCACACUGGCUUGUAUAUGCAAACAGUGCAGCCAAUCCUAUUAUUUAUAACUUCCUCAGUGGGAAAUUUAGAGAAGAAUUUAAAGCAGCAUUUUCUUGUUGCUUCUUUGGCAUUCGUCGUCACCAUGAUGAACGGCUUACCAGAGGUCAUGCCAGUACAGAGAGUCGAAAAUCUUUGACCACUCAGAUCAGCAAUUUUGAUAAUGUUUCAAAACUUUCAGAACAUGUUGUAUUGACCAACAUUAGCACACUUCCAGCAAACGGUAUCACAGCUACACUAAGCCCAUUGAAAUCAGUGGAACUGCAUCUCCACAUACCAGGGAUGAGUAUGUCUUCAAAUUUAGAUGAAGCAGUGAGAGUUUCUGCAGAAGAUACUGGUGCAGCAGAGAAUGGAAAGUGGGACAAAUUCAUUCCUAAUAUAACUAAACUUACCUCUAUGGAAUUACAGCAAGGCUGA